Propithecus coquereli (Coquerel's sifaka) is the source of this 3996-nucleotide messenger RNA. It is a transcript of the gene RHOU, whose product is annotated as ras homolog family member U. Bases 253 to 1029 code for a protein of 258 amino acids. Gene Ontology annotation, biological process: small GTPase-mediated signal transduction. Lineage: Eukaryota; Metazoa; Chordata; Mammalia; Primates; Indriidae. The record is from RefSeq and is a predicted model, not a curated record. Gene Ontology annotation, molecular function: GTPase activity; GTP binding. The transcript is spliced from 3 exons.
UCCACGGCGCUCGGGCCGCAGUGCUCCCGUCGCGCGAGGCAGAGCCGGCUGGCGCCGCUGCAACGCGGAGGCGCGACCCUCCCCGGCCGCCUUUGUCUGCAAGGCGUGCGGCCUGGAACGGCCGCCUUCGGGGGCGGGGGACGCGCCCGCGGCCAUCGGUGACAGCUCCUCCCUCCCGCAGCCCUCCGUGGCAGAGGGGCGGUCGGGCAGGGCCCUGCUCACUCGCUCCUGCACGUCGGCGCGCGCGGGCCGAUGCCCCCGCAGCAGGGGGACCCCGCGUUCCCCGGCCGCUGCGAGGCGCCUCCCGUGCCGCCGCGCCGGGAGCGCGGGGGACGCGCGGGGCGCGGGUCCGGGGAGCCGGGGGGCAGGGGGCGCGCGGGCGGUGCCGAGGGGCGCGGCGUCAAGUGCGUGCUGGUCGGCGACGGCGCCGUGGGCAAGACGAGCCUGGUGGUGAGCUACACCACCAACGGCUACCCCACCGAGUACAUCCCCACGGCCUUCGACAACUUCUCGGCUGUGGUGUCUGUGGAUGGGCGGCCUGUGAGACUCCAGCUCUGUGACACCGCCGGACAGGAUGAGUUUGACAAGCUGAGGCCUCUCUGCUACACCAACACAGACAUUUUCCUGCUGUGCUUUAGUGUCGUGAGCCCCUCAUCCUUCCAGAACGUCAGUGAGAAAUGGGUACCAGAGAUUCGGUGCCACUGUCCCAAAGCCCCCAUCAUCCUAGUUGGAACGCAGUCGGAUCUCAGGGAAGAUGUCAAAGUCCUCAUUGAGUUGGACAAAUGCAAAGAGAAGCCGGUGCCCGAGGAGGCGGCUAAGCUGUGUGCGGAGGAAAUCAAAGCUGCCUCCUACAUUGAGUGUUCGGCCUUGACUCAAAAAAACCUCAAAGAGGUCUUUGAUGCAGCCAUUGUCGCUGGCAUCCAAUACUCGGACACUCAGCAACAGCCAAAGAAGUCUAAAAGCAGGACUCCAGACAAAAUGAAAAACCUCUCCAAGUCCUGGUGGAAGAAGUACUGCUGUUUCGUAUGAUGCUGGCAAGACGCUCAGAAAGGCUAUAUUCAAAUGAAAUAGAUAUGAGAAGCUAUAUUAGCUGCAAUGACUCCUUUUACUGUGUAGAACCCGUAUAGCGAAUGUGCGUGCACUUGUAUUAUAGGAGGAGCUCUCAAUUUAUGUAUUCUUUCUUGCCUUUAUUUUUUUUAUUGUUUGUUUGAACUUAGGGAUAGAAACUUAUGCAAGAUAUUUUUGAAGUAAGUUAAAAAUUUUUCAAAGCUCUGCAAAUUUAGAGCUUUAGACCUCUUGAUUAACUUAUACCUAAUGUGAAGAAGACACCUCAAAUCUGGAUCUGACAAGAAUGAAAUUUUGCUACAUUAUAAUGUACAGAAGAACAAAAGGGGGAAUGCUAUGGUUAACCCUCUCUUGAUUAAGGGCUACUUAAUGCACAGUGUAUUAUGUACAUGGUCAACCAUGGUAAGAACAAUUCUUAGCUUCAUACCUUUUUUCUUUAAGGAGCAAAAAUCUAAGAAAAAAUGAGAGAUCUCUGCCUACAAAACCUCAGACCAGUCACUUUUGUUAUUUACUAAUACCCGGUUGCUUAAGAUUGAAAAACAACCAACAAAAACAUCCCACUGACUUUAUGGCAGAAAAGAAAACCUGUUUAUGGCGUUUUUCACCCUUAGACCAGUUGUGUUGAGGCUGGGUGAACAUAGCCAAAGUGCCAUGCAGAGGAAAGCAAGUGCUGGUCAAUAGUUCUGAUACUUUUCUUUAGGGAGUGAUUCAUGUUGAGAUCAGAAUGUGAUAUUUGCUUUCAGUACUGUAACAUGUGCACCAAGCCACCUAAAUCCCAGGUAAUUAGAGCGCUCGGGAGCACCUAUCUGAAUUGUUUUUAACUUUCCGUACGCAAGUUGUUCCAUCUGCAGGGAAAUGAACACUCUUGCAAGGCUGACAGCAAAUGUUUGUGGGACACAAAACUUAUCUUUUGUUUUCUUGGCAAGUCAGCCAAAAUGUACUUCUGUGCGUACACGCUCGUACCCAUGCACACACGUGCCCACACGUAUGUAUGUAUGUAUGUAUGGGUGUACUUGCUGCUGAUUCAGGCUUUUAAACAGUUAAUGGGAAAAAGCAUGGCCCCAAAACAGAUGUUAGGGAAGCUUCGCUGCUGCUUCUGGUUAACACUUUUUUGAACAGACAUCUUAUUGAUUUUACCCUAGAUGUGAUUUUAAGUAUAUCUUAAUAUACACGUUUUUGAGACCAUUUUAAAACAAAACAAAAAAGAAAAUGAACAUUUCUUGAAACCUGUUAAAACAGCCAGUUAAAUCCACAGAUGGCUUUCAGGGCACUGACAGCAUGAACCAGCACUGUGUGUUCUGAGGAGUCAGAGGGCUGGGUGGCAGGUGUGGUGGGGUCUGGCGUGGCCAGCCAGGUGCAUGCUGGGACCAUGGCCCCAUGCUUGGCUUCUUCCUUACUGUGGGACAGUCGGAAAACCACAUUUGUGAAACUAUUCUUCAAGGUGGCAGUUUUUAGGCUGAAUCUUCUGGAGAAAAAUGUACCUUGACAGGAGAGUAGUUUUUACUCUGUGGUAGGUAUGCUCUGAGAUGGCACAAGGCAGCCUGAACAUUUUGAAUUGUAAUGUCAAGCUUACAGUGGGUGAAGCAGAGUCACCAAAAUCACAUCAAUAACUAACUGCAGAAAUCUCUGUAAAGCCAGUGUAUGGAAGAGUUUUACUUUUCUGCAGGUUUUGUGUUGUCGUUUUUAUAUUUAAAAAAACCCAAUUUGUGUUUUCCUAUAGGAAAAGUGAAAAGAUAAGAUUAUACUUUAGAUUAGGGGCUUCUUUUAUUCCUGUUAAUAAAUAAAGUGAGUAAGUUUCUUUGUUUAACAAAGGUUAAUCCUUAAACCACUAAAAUAUAUAGAUUGUUAAUUACUGAAUUUUCAACACAUCGAAAUUGAUAUUGGUCCUAGUUUUCUGAAGCAUUUAGUUACAACCUGAGGGAAUUGAAUUAUUUGUGGAAAUGCCUAAAAUAGACCUAAUUAAACACAUCUCAUCUUGCUGUGCCUGGCUCACCUAUUUGUGGAACUCUAGGCUUCCCCAUCUGGGCUUUGCCUGCCCCGGUAUGCAAAGGAUGGGGAGGGAAGAUGAGUUAUUUCACUGGUAAAUAAUUUUACACAUUAUUUUUAUAUUAAAGCAAAUGGCAUGGAGUACAAUGCAGAUUAAGUCUUCAGAUAGAACACAAAACUUGAAAGAAGUUUUAUGCAUGUGACAGUGUUUGGGGCUGCACUUGGUUCCCCUGGAGGGGCCCUCAACACACUCUGCCUUUAGGCCACUGGUGGGACGUGGUUAGUGAAGGACACCCUGUGUAGCCCAGUUCUGAAAGCUUUAUGCAAGCAGCAUAAUUUGACCAGGCUUCAUACAGCUUGGACCAUUAGUGCUAAAAUUCUCCUGGGUUAAUAUUUAAAUGAAACAGUUUUUAAAAAAUAUGUUGCUGUAUUUUAUAGAAUAGUAAAGGUAUGAUUAUAAUUGAGAUUUUUCAUUUUUCUUUGUGAAAAUAGAGUUUUGGGCUGAAAAUUUUUCGUAUGUGUUUGAGUUAAAUAUAAAAAGUUGGUUCAUUUCAAAGCUCAAAAAUUGUUAAACUUGCAGCUUGGUAUUGCAGAGAAGAUUUUAUAAGAAUUUUGCUUUAGAGAAUGCCACUUUGGCUAAACUCCUACAGUCUAGGCCAACGUCAUAAUUUUAAAAAUACCACAUAUUCCAAAACUGUUAAUCUCUUUUUACCGUGUGUGUAUAAAUGGACCUUUCGUAACCUUGUUCUCUGCUUGACAGACUUAAGAGAAACUACCCAGGUAUUACAUAAGCCAAAAUGAGAGCAAGGUCUUCUCUCCAGACUAUGGUAACCUGGUGCCUUACCAAGUUGUGCUUUUCUGUUUUCAUGUGUAAAUGAUGUUGAGGAGAAUGUUGUGCUUGAAAAUGCUAUAAAUGAGAUGGUAUGAAAUAAAUUCUGACCUAUG